ACUUAGCUUUACGUGGGUGGUUGGCUUUGUUAAGCAUAUGGGGGACCGUGAUUUUAAAUGAACAGACUUGCACCUCAGGUGUCGCUCCACCAGGUAGACGAAGAGAAGAGAUUUAGCGAGUGACGCCAGCGUCAGUUUUCUCUUAAAAUAAGAGGCUACCUUCUUUCUGAAGAGAUUUUCACACUCAAGUGUAUGGUGCCUCCUUUAUAAGGCUAUACCUGUGAAGAAAUCAAAGCAGAAGGAAAAGGAAGAUGCUGCCAUGAUUUGAAGCUUUCACGUUGUAAAAAACAUGGAGCUAAGAGGGGUCCUGUCUGAGAAAGAUAAUUGUGAACAGGAGUCUUUCCAUUGCAUUAAGAAGAACUGCCACAUGAAACAGGAGGACUGUGAAUGGGAACCUGCUGAAAAAAAUAAUAAAGCUAUUGACCAGAUUUACAAAGAAACAUCUUCUGCCCUUUGUCUUCACUUACUUUACCAAAUGAAAGCCAUGACACUAUGAGGAAACUGAUGUUUGUAUCUGAAACAACUAAGCGACACAGUAAAAGAUUUUCAGUCGUGGGUGGACUGCAGAAGUGCACAAGAACUUGUACCAGAUUCAUGGACAGAGGUGGUCUACCUAGACGCACCAGAAUACAGGGAGAUGUGACGGCACAUUGGUGUUCUGAUUGCUGUAAAUGGUUUUCAAGCAUUAGCAGUCUUAACAGACACAGGAGAAUUCAUGCUGGGGAGAAACCGUAUUGCUGUUCCGAAUGUGGGAAACCAUUCUCGUGUGAGAGCAAUCUUCAGACACACAUGAGGAUUCACACUGGAGAGAAACCGCAUGGCUGUGCUGAGUGUGGCAAGCGAUUCUCACAGAUCAGCAGUCUUCAGACUCAUAAGAGGAUUCACACAGGAGAGAAGCCGCACUCUUGUUUUGAAUGUGGCAAACGAUUUUCACAACUCAGCCAUUUACAGACGCACUCGAGAAUUCACACUGGAGAGAAGCUGCACGGUUGCGCUGAAUGUGGCAAACGAUUCUCGUGUGUAAGCAACCUUCAGACACAUAUUCGGAUUCACACUGGAGAGAAACCGCAUGGCUGCAUUGAGUGUGGCAAGAGAUUCUCGCAGAUAAGCAGCCUUCAGACGCAUAAGAGGAUCCACACAGGAGAGAAACCGCAUUGCUGUAUCGAAUGUGGCAAAAGAUUCUCAUGCUUGAGCAGUUUUCAGAGACAUAUGAGGAUUCAUACUGGAGAGAAGCCACAUUGCUGUUCUGAAUGUGGCAAACUAUUCUCACGACUUGACUACCUUCAGACACACGUCCGAAUUCACACUGGAGAGAGACCCCAUUGUUGUUCAGAAUGUGGACAACGUUUCUCAAAAAUCAGCAAUCUCCAAAGACACGUGCGAAUUCACACCGGAGAGAAACUGCAUUGCUGUUGUGAAUGUGGGAAGCUGUUUUCACGCAAAAGUGGCCUUCAGAGACACACCAGGCUUCAUGCUGGGAAUGGUGAAACAUCAAGAAAUGCGAUCCGAGAUAUACAUCACAUCAAAUAUGUGAGUUUUAAACUGAGAUCAACUGAUUUGAGACGAGGUCCUACACUCCAGAAAGAGAAGAAUGUGGUAUUGAAUGUGUGUGUCUCAGCUGCGGAGGCCAUGGAGCAAAGACCACAGCUGAUCAAAGAAGAGGAUUGUGAGUGGGAGUUCAUUCCCGCUCCAGUGGCAGCACUCGGUGUGAAACAGGAGAUCUGUGAGUGGGGGACUGGUGAUAUCCAAGACAGGGAUUUUGAAGAGGGGCUUGUCAUUGUUAAAGUAGAAGAUUCUGAGCUUCUGUCUGUUGUGCAAAGCGGUGCAACUGGAAACAGUCUGAAGGAAGAUGAGUCUUUAGAGAAUGAGUACAGCUUAAGAGACCAUCUGGAAGUUAAACAGGAGAUGACUGAUUUUGAGUCUAUGCAGGAGACCGAUUGUUUUUCACAUCAAGAUUCUGUUAAAGUGAAGACUGAAAUGUUGGCAUCCGAUGGUGGGAUAAAUGGCUGUUAUGGCAGAGAAGAACAGGAUCAACUCUCAUCUGUUCAUCAGCUUGAGAAAUCAGAUUUUCAAGACAAAGGCGCCAGCACCCUGUCUUCCCUGGCCACUCAGCAACAUGAAAACAUAAGAAAAUUGAUAGUCUUGUCCGAAAGUAAGAAUCUGAGCUCACUGCACGGUAGGAGAUUCUCUAAUAUGAGUGGACUUCAGAAGCACAAGAGAAGUCGCACCGGUUUCUCAAUCAGAAACAGUCUUCAGAGACAGAGACGGAUUCACACAUUAGAGAAGCGCCAUUGCUGUCCUGAAUGUGGCAAACUCUUUUCAUAUGUAAGCAUUCUUCAGAGACAUAUGAAAAUUCACACUGGGGAGAAGCCACACUGCUGUUCUGAAUGUGGGAAACUUUUCUCCCGUAUUAGCAAUCUACAAACUCACAUGAGGAUUCACACUGGGGAGAAACCGCACUGUUGUUUUGAAUGCGGUAAACAUUUCUCACGACUAAGUAGUCUUCAAAAACACAUGAGGAUUCAUACUGGGGAGAAGCCACACUGCUGCUCUGAAUGUGGUAAGCGAUUCUCAUGCAUCAGCAGUCUUCAGAGGCAUAUGAGAAUUCACACUGGGGAGAAGCCACAUUGCUGUUUUGAAUGUGGAAAGCAAUUCUCACAAAUAAGCAAUCUUCAAAAGCAUACCAUAGUUCACACGGGAGAGAAACCCCACUCUUGUUCAGAGUGUGGUAAACGAUUUACACAAAUAGGCAGCCUUAAGAUACACAUGAGAAUUCACACAGGAGAGAAACCACACUGCUGUGCCGAAUGUGGGAAAUGUUUUGCCUGUGUCAGCAGUCUGAAUAUUCAUAAAAGGAUUCACACCGGCGAGAAGCCGCACUGCUGCUCUGAAUGUGGGAAAAGAUUCUCACAACUGGUUCACCUGCAGAAUCACAGACGAAUUCACACCGGAGAGAAACCGCACUGCUGUUCCGAAUGUGGAAGACGAUUCUCAUGCACAAGCAGUUUGCAAAGACAUAUGAAAAUUCACACUUUGGAGAAACCACAUUCUUGUUCCGACUGUGGCGAGCUGUUCUUAAGACUCAGUGAUCUUCACAAACACGUCCGCAUUCACACUGGGGAGACUCUUUAUUGUUGUACUGAAUGUGGGUAUCAGUUCUCAAAAAAGAACAGUCUUCAGAGACAUAUGAGGAUUCACACUGGGGAGAAGCCAUACUGCUGCUCUGAGUGUGGGAAGCGGUUUUCACGUAAAAGUGGGCUUCAGAGACACACUCGGAUUCAUUCGGGAAAGGCUGUCAAGUCCGCUACUCUACAUGCCCAGUAAUAAUAACUCUUUUCAUUUAUAUAGCGCUUUUCUCACUACUCAAAGUGCUACAGUUAAGGGCCUUGCUCAAGGGCCCGACAGA
Messenger RNA from Polypterus senegalus (gray bichir), 3406 nucleotides. Its product is annotated as zinc finger protein 665-like. The coding region runs from base 493 to 3324 and encodes 943 amino acids. The record is from RefSeq and is a predicted model, not a curated record. The transcript has 5 exons. Gene Ontology annotation, molecular function: RNA polymerase II cis-regulatory region sequence-specific DNA binding; DNA-binding transcription factor activity. Lineage: Eukaryota; Metazoa; Chordata; Cladistia; Polypteriformes; Polypteridae. Gene Ontology annotation, biological process: regulation of transcription by RNA polymerase II.